UGGGAAAGAACCCAUCUUUGCAAAUAAUAAUACAAUUUUUGGAAUGUUUGCAAUCUGUUGGAAUAUCUUAUCGUUUAAUAUCGUUUAAUGUAGAUGCAAAGGAAUAUGUAAUUGGAUUGGAACACGCAUGUCAGAAAAAUCGUCAAUAGACAUUGUUAAUAGAACUUUGUGUAUGAAGGACGAUUUUGAGUGACAGUACAGUAUUUUUUAUGUCCUGUGUAUGAAGCUUAAAAAUAAUCCAGCAGCAAAUGUUCUACUCUUUCCCACUCAUUUCAUAUCAGUGCAGAGUAGACAUAUGGACAGGACUAAAAUGGGUUGUCUCAUUUCACAGGAGGAUAUUUAAAAAACGACCCCUUUGUGGCAACUCAAAACCAAGUGGGCGUUCAAAAACAUUGGGAAUGGGUAAAAAUAAGAAACAGGAUUGGAUUGGAUGUUUAUGACUUUAGGUAAGAUUCAGUUAACGUUGGACCGUCGACAGGAUGGUCAUCUCAAUGCCCACCUCACCGUCGCCAGUAGCCUACGUCAGUCUCCUCCCACCUCAUUUAUGCAGCCUACCACUAUACAUUGUCUAGCCGGGCAACUAAUUGGAAGAGGAGCAUCAAUGGCUGUAGAAAGAUAGGCAUCUGUACCUGUUAUUAUUCUAAGUAAACGACAAUUCAUCACGUCAGUGUUGAAACUGGUAACACUAGAGUAGGCGUAACCUGCUGAUGAACAUGACGACAUGUCAGCACUGAGAAGGACAGCUGAGAAAAAAAUUGCACGAUGCUUAUCUGUGUUACACUUAAAAUGUUCAGAAUGGGUAGGAUGCUGCAAGUCUGGUAUAUGUAAGGGUCCAGUUCACAGCCUGCAAAUUCUUUCCCUGCGAUGGACAGUAAAUUCACCGUCCACGCUCUUUAGAUCGCCUAUCGCUCGCUAUUCUUUGUGAGCAAUGCACGAGAGCUCCGAGAGAACGGGAUCUUGGGAUGUUGCCUUUAUGGAGAAUGAGGCAGAGGGCGUAUCAGCUAGGAAGGAAACUGGCAAGCAGCUUUGCACGUUGAGCAAUCAAGAAAUCUGUGCAGCAUGCCAGCAGAAUUUCCACAACCGCGAGCCUAUGCUGUUGCCAUGUCUUCAUUCAUUGUGCAAGACCUGUGUGCCAUUGCCCUGGCGGAGUUUGAUGGUCCCCGAUCAACCAGGAGCAUCUCCCGUCGAUCAGGGGUCGAAACCACUGAAUGUGAUCCGCUGUCCAGUGUGCCGGCAAGAGUUCAUGGAUGUGGAUGUGAUGGAGAACUUCUUUUUGAGGGACUCUGUAGAGAUGUCCAGUUCCACGGUUGAUAAGCCUUUUCAGCUUUGUAUGAGUUGUGAUGACAACACUGAGGCCUCUGGCUUCUGCGAGCAGUGUGUGGAGUUUCUGUGUGUCACCUGCAUUGAUGCUCACCAGAGGGUGAAGUUCACCAAGGACCACCAUAUCCGACAGCAGGAGGAGCUAUCACAAAUACUGGGGAUCUCCACACCAAAGCCAGUCUUCUGUGAUGUUCACAAACAAGAGCCCCUGAAGUUGUUCUGUGAGACAUGUGAUCGUCCCACAUGCAGAGACUGCCAGCUGCUGAAGCACAAAGACCACAAUUAUCAGUUUUUAGAAGAUGCCUAUAGAAACCACAGACAGAACAUGGAGGAAAUGAUUUGUCAGCUACAAGAGAAAAGGAAAAGCAUUGAAGACAUUUCGGACUCAAUAAAUAACGGGAUUGCUAAAGCUGAUGAAAACUACACAACAGUUCACAAUGAGAUCAAAACUUCAAUGUGCAGUUUGAUUUUAGAGAUUAACAGAAAGGGAAAGAUUCUGUUAAACCAGUUGGAGACUCUUACUAAGGAUAACCGCAACAGUCUUAGGAAGCAACAGCAGGAUGUUAGUUCCUUAUCCAGGCACUUGGAUCAUGUGAUCACCUUUACCAAAUGGGCCACUGGACACAGUGGUGGCACUGCUCUCCUCUACUGCAAACGCCUGAUUCUCUUUCAGAUUAGCAACCUGCUGAAGACUAAAUGCAGCACAGCAUUUGUGCCACAGAGCAUCGUGCACUUCCAAUGUCAGGCAGGAUAUUGGACCUCCAAUGUUGAACUCGGCUCUUUAAUGGUGGAAAACAUCCAAGGUCCUCAGCUGAAUGGCUUCCAGGGCAUCUACCCUGUGAAUCAUCUGGGGCAGGGCUACCCCGUAGGCCUCCCUCCGGGUACCUCCCAACAGCCCAAGCCACCGCACAGCACACUGGCUCAGCUCCAGAUGCAGGUGGAGAAACUAGCCAAACAGCAGCCACCAACAGCACCGUUGGCUCCACCUCCCCACUGGUCAUGGUCCCAGAGCGUGCCUCUCCCCCGGCCUCCAUCCAUCCGGCCCCCGAGAAGCUCGGCACCACAGGGCUUUCAUCCUAUGCCUCAGCAGGGUAGGGGGUUUAUGCCACCCCACUACCACCAGAUGAGUCCCAUCGGUGCUAUGAAAAGCCCUGGAUCACCAAGUCAGGCUCUCCAGAAUUUAAGGGGACUUGUGAACAGCCCUGGCUGUCCAUCCAAGCACAUGGACGUCAUCCAGACUCGGAGCGCACUUCUGUACUCCCACAGUGCACCUCUGCCUACCAGUGACAGACUGAGCUCUCCCCUCUCGCUACAGGAGAGGAAUGACCUGGCUUUCUCCUCACCUUUACUAAGGCCCACCUUUCCACAAACAACCUUUAUUCCAGGAAGUGUUGCUCCAGGAUAUCCAAAUUAUUGCAAACCUCCUUAUGCCCACCCUGACACAGAGACUAAGGUUCCUGUUAGGACUCAGCAAUUCAGCUCAGCUGCAAAGCGUCGCAGACACUCAUCUCCAGGACCCAUCAUCAUCAUUAAGGAUGAGCCUGACGAGAAGGAUGACGUGAGAUAUAUGCAAUGCACAAUGAGACCCAGUCUUCCGGACAGCACGGGGGAUCAAGGCAAUCGAAACAGUGCACACAAAGAUGGGUCUCACCACAGCACUGGGGUUCAAACUCUGGUUUCACAGCACAAAACACCGGACUGGCUCCUGCCUGCUCAGCCCAGGAGUACAGAGGAAACCUCGCAGGUUCCACAACAGGGUAUGACCGACCAGUCCAGUGUUCUGUUCCAAAACUGUUCCAAAACUUCUCAGCAUCCUGAGGCAGAUGAGCAAACCCAGGCCUCACGACCCAGCCCGGGGUAUCUCUCCUCCUCUGGUGGUUGCUAUAACGACCACACACAAAAGCCUCAGCAGAGCGCCGAGGUCCAGCCGAAAGGUCACAUUGAGAGCACCAGCAACCCACAGCCGUCCCAGGCCCCUUCAGGGAGGCAUACGACUGUGAACGAACCAGCAUCAGCAGAGGACCUCAGUGAAGACUGCUGCAGAGUGUGCCAGACUGGAGGAGAGCUGCUGUGUUGUGACAAGUGUUCAAAAGUGUACCACAGCUCCUGUCACAUCCCCCCUCUCCCCAAAUCGCCACGUGGGCAGUGGUUUUGCACACUUUGCCGAGACCUCUACACACCUGAGAUGGAGUAUGACAGUGAAAUCCUUGCAGAGACCACAAUGAAGAAUGAGGCCUCUUCCAUUAUGAAGCCUGUGGACAAAAGGAAAUGUGAGAGGCUUCUACUACAAAUAUACUGCAGUGAAUUAAGUGCAGACUUCCGGCUGUCCUUGCCCUCAACCUUCGAACCCAAACAGUGUUAUUCAAGUAAGACGCCAGUGCAGCUUGCAGUGGUGAAAAGCAAGCUGGAGUCGAAGCACAGCUCCUGCUACUACAGCCCUGCGGAGUUUGUUUCUGAUGUGAGAGUUGUCUUCAGAAACUACUCCAACUUUUAUGAGAUUCAGUUGUUGAGGCUGCCGCAGCAAGCCUGGAGAAGUUCUUUGAGGAGCAGCUGAAGAGUGUGUUUCUUGAAAUCGCAUUUCCUUAAGUCAAGUAUAAGGUGGGGGAAUUGACAGCCCAGACCACUGUUUCUUCAGAGACAACUACUAAAGUGUCUAUGUGCAAAGACUGCAGGCUGAAGGUCUGACUGUCCACAAUACUGUGAUCAAACCAGCAUACAGGGUACCAAAGGGGUCUGGUCAAGCCCAUGGUUUACCAUUUACAUUUACAUUUACAUUUAGUCAUUUAGCAGACGCUUUUGUCCAAAGCGACGUACAAGGGAGAGAAUAUGUACAAGGGAGAGAAUAUGUUUACCAGCACUCAGCUGUUCUACUUGGCAUCAAAUUAUCCGCAGCAUUUUGAGACAUUUUCUCUGGAUUUCUAGCUCAUUUACAACAAAGCUGACUUAAGGAAUGUAGCAUAAAAAAAAGACUUGAAAAGAAUGAAUGACGCAGGAAUUCUUGUAAUUGAUGUUGGCAUUCAGAUGGUUUAUUUACUGUUUCAUUUGUUGUCAUGCCAGAGCCACAACACUUUUUAAAAGGGUUCAGAGGAACAGAGACUAAACAUGCACAUGACUUUGCGGCAAUGUCUCAGGCUUGUGUUCUAGCCUUGAGGAUGUUCCAAAACAGUUGAGCUUAAAGUAUUCUAAGGAAAAGGGAGCCAAUGUCAAGUUAGCAUGACAGAGAGACAUAGCGAUAGCUGCCAUGUCACGUUUUCCAAAUCAGACUAGAGCUAAAUGCCAGACGAUGUCUGUUUGAUGUUUGUAAGACGCAAACACACAGAAAUGGUUCAGUAUUUUGCAUAAAAUGGUGGUGUUUACAAAAAGCACCCAUUCCCAUAUGCCAAUCCCAAUUUUAUUUAUAUAGCGCCAAAACAAUAAAAGUGUCUCAAGGCACUUUACAGAGCCCAGAAUUGUGUGGCUCAUACUGUACUGUGAGAGGUAGGAGGACAUCUCACAAAUGUUCACUUUCAAAGAUGGUCUAUCUUUUUAUACACCAUGGUUGACCUGGGGAUUCAUUUGACUUCGAUCUAGUGCAGAUCUUUUCCAGAAUCUGCUGUUUUGGAAAUUUCCUUACACACUCGGACAUACAGAGUAAUAAUCUCAUGGCCUUCCUGGCCCUUAAAAAGAUGAACUGUAAGUAGGUAGCACACAACGUCUUCAGGCUGGCUUCGCUAAUGAGAAAAAAAAAUGAUUAUUUUUUUUUUGCGCUUUUAUGGCAAGUACAUGUCUGGUAAAUAUUUGCGAGCAAAACAGCUGUAGUCUGUAACCAGAAGGUGAUGUUCAACAGAGGUAGUGAAAGAUUGUUCAUUUUGUAGGAUUAGCAUUGAGACACAUCAGCUAACUGUCACUUCUGUCAAAUCAGGGUUCAGGAUAGUUUCAUGUUUCAACACUAUUUUGAAAUCAUGUUUACAUGGUUGGAUGUAUUUUCUGACUCACAUUGUUAACAAUAUGUAAAGGAAUUAUUAUUAUUGAAUGAUUGCUUAAUGAAUGCAAACAUGGUGUUUUGUCCUCAUAAUUCGAUGUCUUAUUUUGUAAGUGACUGUGAAGUAAAGCAUGAGAUGUGAUGGGAAAUAUAAAAAUACUUGUGAAUACAU
Molecule: messenger RNA, 5453 nt
Organism: Clupea harengus (Atlantic herring)
Lineage: Eukaryota; Metazoa; Chordata; Actinopteri; Clupeiformes; Clupeidae
Product: transcription intermediary factor 1-alpha-like
Cellular component (GO): chromatin
Molecular function (GO): protein binding; zinc ion binding
Source: RefSeq, a predicted model, not a curated record